Messenger RNA from Thamnophis sirtalis, 2625 nucleotides. The record is from RefSeq and is a predicted model, not a curated record. Lineage: Eukaryota; Metazoa; Chordata; Lepidosauria; Squamata; Natricidae.
AUGGAACAAAGGCUUCAGAUAAAGGAUCUGAAAAGUCCAAAUCAGUCAUUGAGAAGUCCCAGCACAAGCCCUAACUUCAAAAAUAUUGUACUUGUUGAUGAUAAAGUACCACCAUUGCUCAACAAUUUUUCAAUUUGUGAACAGGCAAAAUUAUUUGCUGCAAAUUGGAAUGAUUCAGUUGAAAACAUCCAUGAUGGCUAUGAUCACAAAACUGUUUCAUUAAAUACAGCUGGAGUGGGAAUGAAAGGUCCUCCAGCAAAUUCUCUGGAGUUUGUCAACCACCUCUCACCUUUCCAAUCUCCCGGGUCAAAGCUCAAUGAUCCAGAAGGGAAUUUCAAAGUAAUGAAUAAUUUGCUAUCUUCUACAAAGAAAAUAAAUCCUGUAUCUGAUUCAGCAGUAAUACAAGCAAUGCAUUUAUCAACUUCUGACAAAGUUUUACCUAACAGCUAUAAUUCACAAUUAAGUCCUUUAUAUCAGCCCACUUGCCAUUUUUGUGGUACAAAUAAAGCUGAAUAUCAUAGAGAAUCAUUGGAUGAAAGCAAUAAAAAGGAAAAUAUAUUACCAGCAAAUACUAAAAAUGUAGCACAAGGGAAGAAAAUAAUGCUAUCUGAUCUGAAUAAUUUAGGACUUAAGAAAAAUAUGACAAUCAAAGGUACAAUAACAGAUUUUAAUAAUCCUAGUGAAUUCUACAUACAAGUCAAUUCUCCUGAAGUUCAAAGUAAUAUUAGAAAACUAACAGUGAAACUGAAAAAUUACAAGGGAAUUAAUCAAGAAUAUACUCCUGUCAAAGGAGAAGUUGGUGUUGCAAAAUAUACUCUGGAUCAGACUUGGUGCAGGGUACUCAUAAAAGAGAUAGAUAUCAUUACAAAGAGCACUCAAGUACUGUAUAUUGACUAUGGAAAAAGAGAAAAUAUACUACUACACAAAAUUAAAGGAUUGCCCGAAGAUAUUUCACAGAUCCCACCCUGCGCCAUUAAGUGUCGCGUUGCUAAUGUUCUUGAUGCAAAACAGUGGAAUGAAAGCUACAAGAAUAUUAUUGCUCCAAUUCUUAUAGGAAAAUAUUGUUCAUUAAUUAUCACUGAUGUUUCGAUGGAAGAUAUGCCCUGUUUUACAGUAGAUGCUGUCUUGUCAGAUUAUGAAGAUAACCAGUGGUAUCGUGCAACAGUAAUAUCCUUUAUUUCAGAGAAAAUGGCUUUAGUGGGAUACAUAGAUUAUGGAAACGUUGAAAUGCUACAGUUAAAUAGACUUCGACCAAUUGUUCAGAAAUUAAUGGAAUUACCAAUGCAAGCUAUGAAUUGUACCCUAGCAGGGGUGAAACCAGUAUCUGGGACCUGGUCGGCAGAAGCAACUUUUGCCAUGAAGCAACUAGUCCAGAAUAAAGUGGUUGCCAUAAAAGUCACUGACAAGAAAAUGAACACUUUUGUUGUAGAAAUUACAGAUAAAUCUGUGACUCCAUCAAUUAAUAUAUCUAAAUGUCUUUUAGAGUUAGGUUAUGCAGUGGAAGAAGCACCUAUUGUUUUGAAACAGAAUGAAACAAUGAAAGAAACAAAUGGUGAAAAGCAGGAGCCUGUUAAUUGGUCUUGGGUCACAUUAACAGAUAAACAGGUGGUAAAUGUCAUGGUCUCUGUGUUGUACAACCCCAGCAAGUUCUAUUGCCAGUUAUUAAACGAAGACGAUGAGCCGCCUCCUUAUGGGGAGGAGGAAAUUGAGGUCCACCUAAAGGAGUGCGCAGAGGAAUUUGCAGAUUUUCUGGAAAAGAAAAUUGCUCCACUUUGUUCCCAAUUACAUGCCGGCAUGAUUGCUGGUCUGAUGGACGCCCCUGAGGCAGGUUCUUACCCUGUUAUCUGGGAUGAUCAUACUGUGGGAAAAAAAUCAGUUCUAGAAAAUAAAGUGGAAUGGAAAGAACUGGAUCAUACUGAUUGCUUAACUCCAAAGAUUGUCUCAGUAUCUACAGGACAUACAUUUUUUGGCAUGGUUGCCCACGUACAAAACCCAGGAAUUUUUUUUUGUCAACAGACAGUAAAUGGCUGCAAACUUUCUCAACUUCAAGUAUCCCUACGUGAAUAUUGUGAAAAUACCUCGAUCACCCCAGAUUUUUGCCCAGCGGUAGGAGAUGUGUGUUGUGCUCAGUUUACAGGUGAUGACAAAUGGUACCGUGCUCUUGUUUUGGAAAUAAAUGUAUCCGAAGUCAAAGUAGUAUAUGCGGAUUAUGGAAAUGUGGAAAUGUUGCCUUUCUCUAGACUUCAGCCUAUAACUUCCCCCUACUUACAAUUGCCAUUUCAAAUACUUAAAUGUUCCUUAGCAGGUAUUAUGGGACUGGAUGGAACGUGGUCCAUAUCAGCAAUAGGGAAGCUGAAUAGUCUCUUAAUGAAUAAGCAUGUCAUAAUUACAGUGAAAGACGUUACUCAAAAUAUUUAUACAGUAAUUGUGCAAAAAAAGAGUGAAAAUCGUGUUGUGGAUAUAGCAGAACAGUUAAUAAUUGAAAACUUGGCAAAAUACAGCAGUAAUGGGAAUCUGGAUUUAGAAAAGCUUGAAAAACUAAUGAUUGAACUUGCGGACUAUUGUUGUGCUGAAAAAGAUAGCAUCUUCCAACCAAAGAUUGGUGAACCCUGUUGUGCCAGGUAA